AUGGCUGAUGCUCCACCUCCUACUCCAUCCGAACUUCUGAGGAUGGUGACUGAACUUCAGCAAGCGAAUCAUCGAAUGGCAGAGGAAAACCAGAGAAUGCAAAACCAAAUCGCACAAUUAGAACAAGCUCGCCUAGAGCAUCAUAACCACGAUCGUGAAAACAACGAACGAACUCAUGUCUCGGAGACGCCACAAAGCGACAACGAAGGAAAUCGACAAUUCACUCUGCCGACAACUUUAACCCCAUACGACGGGUUGGGUGACCCAAAGCAACAUGUCAAGAAGUUCCGAUCUAUUAUGAUCGUCAAUGGUGCAUCCGAUCCAAUUCUUUGUCGAUGUUUUCCAUCUUUUUUAGACGGUCCUGCACUUGACUGGUUUUGUUCUUUGCCUGCAGAUUCGAUAUCUCGUUUUCAGGAGCUCGCUGCCCAGUUUGAAGAUCAUUUCGCAGCAUCCGCAAUAUAUCUCCACGAUUCUGACUAUUUGACGACCAUAAAACAGGGAGCACAAGAAAGUCUGAAGGACUAUAUCACCCGCUUUACAAAGGUCGCCAUGAGGAUUCCCGACCUCCAUCCAGAAGUUCAUCUACACGCCAUAAAAAGCGGCCUUCGCCCUGGCAAAUUCCAGGAAACUAUCGCUGUGACCAAGCCAAAAACUUUAGCCGAAUUUCGUGAAAAGGCCAAGGGUCAGAUCGACGUUGAAGAACUCAGACAAGCAAGGAAAACGGAAAGAUCGGCAACAAAUAAGGACGACGAUAAACCUCGGGAUAGCAAAAAAGCAUUUAAGCCGGUUCCACGAUAUGACUCAUACACCAAAUUCAAUACAAAAAGAGACGACAUUAUAAAGGAGAUAUUAAACUCCAAACUGAUCAAACCUCCUCGCAAAGCUGGCAAUUAUCCCGAGUCAAAAAGUGUUGACAGAUCGAAGUAUUGCACUUUUCAUCAGAAACACGGACACACCACCGACGAAUGUGUCAUCGCCAAAGAUCUCCUUGAACGGCUAGCAAGGCAAGGACAUCUCGAUAAAUUUAUUGCAGGGCAGAUGCAGAAAAAUACUAGCCCCACACCCGACACGUCAACAGCUGGCACCUCCUCAAAAGGAAAGGAAAAAGCACCGGCGCAACCUAGAGGGGUAAUAAACUGUAUCUCCGGAGGCUACGCUGGAGGAGGACACACAAGCUCAGCCCGAAAAUGUACUUACAGGGCCAUGCUAGCAAUCACGGAUGCCCCAAGCCAUCCUCGGCCAUUGACGAAUACCUCAGAAGUAACUUUCAGACCAACCGACUUCAACGGUGCUGAUACCAAUCUGGACGACCCUGUUGUCAUUUCAAUUCAGCUGGGAGACCUGAUAGUAAGGAAAGUUUUACUCGACCCAGGAAGCAGUGCAGACGUCCUAUUUUUCACCACCUUCGAAAAAAUGAAGCUGAGUAACAACAUUCUGCAGCCAUACAUGGGAGACCUGGUUGGAUUUUCAGGAGAACGAGUUCCUGUACUGGGAUCAGUGUGGUUACAAACCACACUCGGUGAGCAACCAUUACACAAUACACAGGAUAUUCAAUAUCUUGUAGUCGACUGUUUUAGCCCAUACAAUGUUAUAUUAGGCAGACCCUUUUUAAAUAAAUUUGCUGCAAUUGUAUCUACUGUUCACCUUUGUGUCAAGUUUCCUGUGCAGGACAAUAUCAUAGCCACAGUUCACGGAGAUCUCCAGGAGGCGAGGUACUUCUAUGAGUCCAGAAGACAGGAAAAGCCUCACAAGCUUUUUGCAAGAGAAUGCCGACCUAUUCGCAUGGACCUCCGCUGA
Molecule: messenger RNA, 1797 nt
Organism: Arachis duranensis
Lineage: Eukaryota; Viridiplantae; Streptophyta; Magnoliopsida; Fabales; Fabaceae
Exons: 3
Coding region: 1-1797 (598 amino acids)
Source: RefSeq, a predicted model, not a curated record